AUGAUUUAAAACGAAAGAAAAAAAGCUUGAUACGCAAUGUCUGAAGAAAAGGAUCAAGAGAGAGAGUAUUUGAUCAAAUUUUUAGCGCUUGGAGACUCGGGAGUAGGAAAAACAAGUCUCUUAUAUCAGUACACAGAUGGACAGUUUAACCCGCGGUUUGUACCCACGAUAGGGAUCGACUUCAGGGAAAAAAGAGCGGUAAGCCACGUUAGACGUUAAUCAAUUCACCGAGAGAUUUAACACCAUAUAAACUUUGCCAGGGGAAACUUUAAAAAAGAGUUUGACGCGAAUCAGAUUCCCGUUGUGUCAAAUGAUUCUUAUAUGCAAAAAUUUAAAUUUAUAUUUUCUGUGGCUAUCGAAGGUUUUUUUAAAUAGCUCUUUAUUUAUCUUUAGCUUUUCUUGUCGUUUAUAUUCGCAACAACGAAUAGCCCAUUCUAUUUGUAAGAAGUGUUAAACGUGUUUUAUUUAAUAGACACAAUGGUGGUUGUUUUGAUCACUAUCUCAACCAUGUUGCGAAGAUGUAAGUGUGUCAUUUUCUUUUUGAGAACGUCGCUUCGUUAUGGAAGUCACUAAAUACCUCUCUUACACAACUAAUUUAUUUUCUUAGUAAAAUCAUUGACUUUGCGAUAUCGGAGGGAGUUGAAAGGAUACCCAUCAUGAAUUAAAGAGCAAAUGUUGGACUCUUUGGCAGGUACCUGCUUUAAAACAGUGAGAAAACAUGACAGGCAAAACAAUGUUUCAGUGAGGCUCCAAAAUAGGCGACUUUGUUGAAUGUUUUAUAGAUGAGGGUAGUUAAAGUGCUACUACGAUUAAGUAGUUACCAAAGCAAUUAGCGCGCAAGCAAUAAAUAAAACGUUCACCCAAGAUUUCCUAGGUUUCUCUAAGAGCCUGUUCACAUGAACCGCUUGUUAACCGGGCUGGCCCGGUUACCUGGAUCAAUCUCGCCUUGGAUUCUUAUGAGAAAUUUCAGCCUGGUUUCCGAGAUGAAGAAAAGGUCGACGAUAUCGGGGGACGAACUCGAGAAAGAAAGCACACAACUGGCCGAAACACACAAAUUAUAACUUUUGCGCCCAUCAUAGGUUUGGCAACUCUUAGAGUUGGAUGCUUUAUAUGAUGUGAAAAAUACAGCAGGGGUCAGCAGGCAAUGCAAGACAGGGCGGAUAAAGGUAGGGCGGUGAAACGAGCGCGUCCGAGCAAAAAGGUGCGAUGCAGUGGACUGGGACUCUGCUUAGAAAUGUCGCUUGUUUUCGACUUCGGUCAGGGCUCGCGAUGUGGUUUGUACAUUAGACACUGCCGCUGUCACUGAAUUAUGGUGGCUUGAUUUGUUUUCUUGCACUUCUUCCUCGUCCCUUUGUGCUGGUACACUGUCUCCGAGAGGCAAAUAUUGCUAUUUUUUGCGGGAGGUUUAGUUGGAGUAGACAAACAUCUCUUUCAAACUUCAAAGGGUUUCUUUUAUUACUUCCAUGACUCUACCACUGAACUAUAUUUUCGUUCUGCUACUCGCCAAUGUCGAUGUUAUUCCAAAACAAAAACAACUAAGUACUGUCUAAAACACGAAGGAAACUCUCAUCAUGUCAUCCAUGGCAAAAUUAAAAGACAGCAGAUCGUGUUUCAUAACUAGAUGACGUAUAUUUUAUAAAUGCGUGCAGCUCGUGCAAGGUGAAAUUAUGCUAAUUUCAAUCACCGACAUCAUUCUUUUUAAUUUUGAAAAAAAACAUCUCAUAUGUCUUUCUGUUUCUUCGAAACUUCAAAAUUAGUUUCCCCUCAGUUUUUACUGUCUACCUUGUUUUGUUUUAGAGAGAAAAACUGAGAAAAAACCCUACAACUAACCUCAAUAAAGUUUGUUUACAUGCGGUUGCCGGAUUUGCAACGCAUUGCGCGAAUCGCCAUGGCGCGUUGCACCCGAGAAGCAAAGUUUGAAGAAAUAAAACGCCACUAUAUCAAUAUAUAUCAAUCUAAUUUUUUGCUAUGUUAUACAAAAUUUAUCCCCCUUUAACAUAUGUAAAAAUUGAGGUUAAGAAGUGUUAAGCUUUUGCAAACGAAACGGUGAAAGACGAUUAGGUGAUAUUUAGUGGAAGGAGGAGGUAUUCAACACUUUCAAAUUAAACUCAAAUUUUGGCAUUAUACGACCAACAAGUUAAACUUAUAGACGUAUAGACACAAACAUAUUAAACUGUUUAUUGAUAUUGUUAUGAAACGAAUUUAUCUAUUUAACAUUGUAGCCUGAAAUUACAGAAAGAAAAUAGGAUUUCCGGUUUGCAAAAACGAAAAUUUCGCCGGCCUUCAAGCGCACCGGAAGCGCGGAAAGAGCGCUCGUGCCAGUCCUAUUCCGCAUCACACAUUAAAUGAAGAGCGGAGCGCUCGUUUCACCGCCCAACCUUUAUCCGCCCUGAUGCAAGACGAUGCCAUCCGGGCCGCCAGAGUUUAUCCCUCUUUCAUUCCGGUAACCGGGCUGAAGUGUUCAAAUGGCGAAAUUUCCAGCCCGCUUACUGAAGACCUCGGUUGGAAAAACCCAGAUCUCGGGAACCGAGCCAACCCGCCCUCUCAUAUAAAGAUAUCAUCGAAAAUUUUACAUAGCAACUCAGGUAAGGCUCGGAAACCCGGCUCAUGUGAAGAAGCCCUAAUAUGGAUUACAAAACCAGGCUCAUCUUCCGCAGAAAAGACUCCUCAGUCCCUUCAUUGUACCAGUUCUAACUGUUUGCUGCCCGCAAGCCGUCUUGUUACAGUGCCAUUUUCAGCCUUAGGGAUGAUCCGAUCCAUUUACAGAAAUUCAUUAUUUUUCCACACAGCGACUUAACUAGUAGGGAAACUCUUUAGUUACCACUCAUAUAUGAAACUAAAAUGUUUAGCAUCUAUCAGUUCCAUCGAUCUUGAAUUAUUCCAAAAAAGCAUUAUACGUUACUGGUUUAUGGCUUCCAGUGCCAAGAAUUAAACCUAUGAAUUUGAAAUUUAAAAACAUUUAGGAGAUGCCUGGGUUCCCAUGAAUUUUCACGGAGUCCAAAAAAUGUUACUGAUGGUUUUCCAUGACCGCUGGGACGGAACCGAAAUAUUGUUUUCCAUGCUGGGAAUUGAAACCUAGGGCUUGUGCCUACAAUAGGAACAAUGAGCCUUUCUUGGUUAAAAGGGCAUUUUUACUGCGAAAACACUUUGAAAAAGGUAGACGAUAUUCUUUCUUGAUUGUAUACCGUAUGCACGUAUCAGUUUUAUCUAAUUAGUAGAUUUUUUUGGCAAGUUUUUCUUCAAAUAUUGUUUGGCCGUGGGUGGCUUCUUUUUUUCCUAGUAUUUGGCUUAAUACUCUUGCAAAUAAGUUGUUGUGGAUGUAUGUUUUAUUUUAGAUCAAAUGAAGGUCUUUUUGAAUCCGGUUGCUAACUGGCAGCGCACCUCUCUUUAAUCAAGGUGUAACCAUCCCAAGCGUUCAGGUGAAUGGUGCGAACGGGCCAUAAACUAUUGUAAAGAGAAAGUCACGCGGUAAAGAUGAAGUAAUAACUUUCUUCUACUUUUACGUCGUUCGACUGCGGCCGACAAUUUUCCAGCUGAAAAUUAACUCGGACUUUAUCUUUGUUUUCCUCGAGAUAGUGCCUGCCAGCUGAAAUUGGCUCACCCUACCCCACCCAUAUCAAUUUGCUAAUUGCCGCCAAAUUUCCACACGUACACUGAGAAGGGUAAAUUAACCAAUCACAAACUACAACAGUUUCGGGUGCACCAAUCAGGUGAGCCGUUAGAUAAACAUCAGUUUGGACCGCAAGUUUGAAGGAAAACUCCCAGACCAAACAUGGCGGACGCCGAUUAUGACUAUCUUUUAAAGUUUUUGGCUCUCGGAGAUUCCGGCGUCGGGAAAACUAGUCUUCUAUAUCAAUAUACAGAUGGGACAUUUAAUCCGAAAUUUAUUUCUACAGUUGGAAUUGAUUUUCGAGAAAAGCGAGUGGUAAGCGAUCUUUUGUUCGACUGAUCGGGAUGUGACAAAGAAAUUCAUCCAGCUCCGUUGACAUCAGUGGAGUAGAAUUUUAUUAACUAUUAAUAUUUUUAGUUUAAGGGUGGGUAUUUGUGUUUCAUUGAAGUAAAACGCUUAGUGUUCCCUGUAGAUAUAAUUCAAAUAAUAUUUAACAAGAUGUUUUCUCGAUUUUUAUACAGUUAAUUUUAUAUUUAUGCCCUUGGGAACUACAGAGCAUAAAAACAACUCUUGUUGAACAUUAUAUCAGCGUUAAAUUUAAAAUGAAUAUUUUGAAAGUGCAUAACUUUAUUAUAACGUGCACAUUCUUGUCGAAUGUCAAAGCGAUUGUUGCUUUCGGCUCCUUCUAUUACGGUAAGAUUUGUGGUGUGUAUAAUUAAGCUUUCAUAGUCUAAGAUAAUUCGAAACUUCCAGGUUUUGUUACCAUUUAUCUGAUAUUUCGCGUCCUUUAAACUCUUGCUUUCAAUUAACAGCUGUUCUUACAAGAAGCGAACGUGGUAAUACGAGAAAAUUGUCCCUUAAAUUAUCGCUUGUGACAGCUUCCGUUACCAUUUUGCUCUUUCCCUGCUCUUUACUGUAAAAACUCCCACAAAAUACUUUUGUUUACUGUACGAAAAUAUAUUCAGUUGUCCUUUAUUGAUGACAGUGCUGUAGGCCACAAAACAAGGCUUGUAUGUUGCUGUGAUCACUUUUUAAUCAAUCCACAAUCCUUCGUAAAUGUGCUUCUGUAACUGAAGACAAAAUGGUGAGGGUUUUCCUUUGCAUAGCUUCACCAUUGCGUUACUUACAAAAUUUAAAUUGGAUUCUUAAAUCGCUCACGAAUCAGUCUCGGUCCUCCGAAAUUGAAACACAAAAACGCGGAAACCAAAAUGUCCCCACUAAUUUUUAUUUCUCUGUUGUGCAAUAAGUUUGUUCCAUCACACUGAGAGAGGUAUCAGACAACUACGUUAUUUUGACGCUUUUGGUCAGCAUAAAUCUAGAGCAGAAAUUCACCUGGCUGGUAGGAGAGUUUUUUUGAAUGGGAUCGGCCUUGCUUUAAUUUGUUUCAAAACUAAAGGAUCCUAAGGAUAUAACACCCUCAUUCUUUAAUUAACAUUGGCUAUCACCAUAACCAUAUAGUUUUUAUUUGGGAGGGAUUCAUGGCCAGUUUCUAAAGCAGGUGUUUACAAGUUUAUACCUAAAAAAUUGAGCAUGCAAAUUUAUUAUCAUUUAUUGAAUGUCUCAUAACAGGCAAUAUUUCCUUAGUGUAAUUUGCCGGAGGGUUUGUGCACAGUUUAUAGCCAAUGAUUAGUUGCUCGAUGUACCAGUUGCACAAAACCUUACUCACUAAAGUAUGGUGAUAAUAAUGAUGAUAAUAAUAAUAAUAAUAGUAAUACAAUAAUUUUAUUCAACUUUAAAAAUAUGUACAUAAUUUACAGAAAUAUUUGAAGUAAGAAUUAAGCAAUCUAUAACAUUAAGAAUUAUAUAAAUUAUUUAACAAUUAAUGAAUGAGGCUGAGUAUCUUAUGAAGAAUUAUGGAGAUGGAGGAGGGUGUUAUCCGUCGAGGCCGUAGGCCGAGGCGGAUAACACCCUCCGAGAUCUCCAUAAUUCUUCAUAUGAUACGAAAGCCGAAUUCAAUAAUUGUUUUAUUAUUGAUUCAAAAUAAUUCCUAGUUUAAAAAUAUAUCUAAAACAUGCUUACAUCCAUCAAUACAUUGAUGUUAAGUUCAUCUUCGAUAGUGCACGUUUAGGUUGUUCAGCUCCGCAAAUUAAUAUUCUCCAAAUAGCAGAUGUCGCCCUUCGGGUUGUCUUCUUGCUGUUCUUGCCAUGUUUUUAGCUAUUUUUUCGCCUAGUUCUUACUCUUGAAACAAGUGAAAUGUCCGCCAUUUUUGUUUCCAGAAUCAAACAACUCAACCUCGUGCCCAGGUCUUCUCGGUUAACAGUGCCUUAACCUGCACGAAUGCUGCAUUUUUGACGUCAUUUCCUCGUUAAACACAAAAUUCUUCCAAAUUUGGUCUUCAGUAACUGAUUAUGGUGAAUUAAACGUGUGUUUUUAGCCAAUCAGAAUCGGGGAAAUAUUUUGAAUGAAUAAUAAAAAAAUAUAAUCACUGUGUCAAUAACGAUUAACAAAUGCAUUCCUUGUGGCUCAGAUGCGAUCAAUAACUCUUGCAGGUGGUCCAGAGUUUUUAAUUAAGUCAUUACAAAAGAGAAUCAUCCGUCUCUGAUAUGAAAAAGAAACAAGUUAAAAUAAUAAUAAUGAUAAUAAAUAAAUAAACAACAUUAGAAGCAGUUAUGGUUUAAAUGGCUUAGGAUGGAGUUAUAUAAAUAUUAGAGGUGCUCGGUGCACAGUCUGCCUACAACGAAGAAAUGUAGUUAUAUUAUUCCCUUACAAAUUCAAGCUUCUUUUUUCAAGGGGUAAGAUAGAAUUUAGACGUAAAAAAGGAAGUGAAAAGUUCUAAGUCACAUGAGUGUUGUUGUGGUUACAUGUUGCGUCAAGAUUAUUGAGCCAUCUUCUUAGGAGAUAGACCUGAUUUAAAAAAUGUUGCUGCUUAAAAGGAGUACAUGUAUAUAAACCAUGACCAACGCAGCUCCAAGGCUUCAUGGGUAUGCAUUUAUUAGCAAAGAAAAUUGAAAGUUUUUUCUUGAAAAGCAUACAUUAUCCUGAUUAACUUCAGGUUAAGUUGUUGGCUUAUCACCCUCAAAAAAACUGAAAACCUUUUUAGCCUGGGUGGAAAUUGCAGCAAUGUGAGAAACUCAAUGAAAGAACCCUUUGAAUUGGCAAUGCUAUUAACUUUUACCCUUAAAUCCAGUAGGUCUCAUGGUUCAUGGUGUAUACUUUUCAAGCGACAAGGUUUUUUCAAUCAGGUGUAUAUGCAAAACGUUUUAUCUUGUUUAGUUGGUCACUACAAUAAAAUUUAUUUAAAUGGAUUGGCUAUAUAUAAUAUAGCUAGAACUUCCUCAUUCUUAUCUUUAUUUAUUUCAAUUCUCCUUUACUUCCUGCAGAUACACCAUCCUCUGACAGCAGAUGGCAGCCGUUCAACAAGAGGACAGAGAGUUCAUCUUCAACUUUGGGAUACUGCAGGCCAGGAAAGGUAGGAAAACAGGUCUAAUCCAUAACUUAACCGUAAUUUAAAAACACCACAUUCUUGACAUUCUUGACAUUCUUCUCCUCAGUUAUUAGCAGGUGCAUGGAAUACAUCCCCAUGAUAACCAACAUUUUUCCCAGUCUCUUGCACGUUUUGACAUUUAUAUUGGAGUUUUGCAGUAUUUUUGGAUGCCUCUGUCUUAGCUCAUAAUUUUGGGAUCUUUGGCAGUUAAUUUUGGGCUCUAGAAUGCUGGAAAUCACCAAAAUUUUCAGGAGGGUCAUGCCUCCAGAAUGCCCUAGAGGACGAGGCCAGAGGCCCCUGAAAGUCACAGGCACCUACUUCUAUCCUAAUAUGCACCUACUACCAAGAUUAAUGAAAUCCCUGAACUGCAGUGACCAAUUUUAUAUGUUGUUUGCUUUAACUGUUGCAGAUUUAGGAGCUUAACCACAGCAUUCUUUCGGGAUGCAAUGGGAUUCCUUCUUGUCUUUGAUCUUACACAUGAGCAAUCUUUCCUCAAUAUUAGGAACUGGUUAAAUCAGCUACAGACACAUGCUUAUUGUGAAAAUCCUGAUAUAGGUAUUAAUGUAAUAGAUUUUAUUUUAAGUCAAUAACCUUUACAUAUGAUACACAGUUCUUUAGAAUAAUUAUAUAAAAAUAUUACUUUGUUACCCUUGAUAACAAGUUAGCCACAGCCUUUGGCAUGGUGGAUUAUACAAGUUGUUUUUACCCCCCUCUCAAAUAAGCCCGCUCCCUCUUAUAAGCCCCCCCCCCUUUUCAGGGGAAAAAAGUUAAUAAACCCCCUCUCUAUUAAGCACCCCCCUCCCCUCCCCUAAAUAUUCUUCACUAAUAAAUGGUAGACUGUAUUAAUCAAUCAUGACAGUAAAACUUUGUGUGGACUGAUCUGGGAUGGUUUAUUUACCAACUGGAAGUUCAGAUUUGUUUUUGUUCUUCGGCUGCAUGACCUCCAACUUCUUGUACUCUGAGCUUUUCCACUUUGUAUUCUAGUUCUUUAUGGAGAACUGAUACCAUCAUCUUUUCUAAAUUAAAUAAACCUCCCAUCUCUAUUAAGUCACCCCUCCAAUGGGUUAGAAAUGAAUAAGCCCCCGGAGGACUUAAUGGAGGAUUUACGGUAUUUUUUGAGAAAUGAUGUGAUCAACAUGUCACAAGCAUGGGACAAAGAAAAAAUCUGAUUCCCUGACAGGAAUCGAACCUAUGUAUGACCUUCCGUACACUGGUCGGAUGCUCUAACCACUGAGCUACAAAGCACUCGUGGCAAACUGGGCCAUAUUCAAGGUUCAUGUAUGACAUGCAUCCCGCACACUGAUAGGAUCAACAAUCGAAAUUACCAUGUUUGUGAUAAGUAAAGAAAGAUGGUAAAUUUUAAGCUCGGUGAAGAAAUGAGAAAUGAUGUGAUCAACAUGUCACAAGCAGUGACAUAUAAGUAUAUACACUCAGUUAAACCUCUCCACAAUGGCCACCUUGGGGACAGAAGAAAGUGGCCGUUGUAGAGAGGUUAAAACGAGAGUGAAUGUAUGGACUGUCUACCAAAAAAGUGGUUGCUAGUGGAGGUUUGACUGUACACUUAACCCCUAAUUCCUAGUUUGUUGUUCAUGAUCAACUUUGAGUUUUAGGCAUCAAUUUUCGUCAUAGAAAUGUGGCAUUACAAAAUAAGUUUCUUCUUGCAUUUUAUGGCUUUAGAUUUGAUUUUUAGAAUGAAACAUACAUACAUAACCUUUAUUAAAGUGUCUAAUCAUUCUAGUACCUAUUGGCACUAAUUGGGGACACCUUUAAAACUAAAUUAGAAGAUUAAAAGAAACUAAUUAAAUACUAUAAAACACAUAAAAAAGCCGGAAAUUAACACUAUUCAAGCUAAGUACUCUUUUACACUUGAAAACUAAGUUCUAAAUUUACUCUUUAACACUAAACAUUAAACUUUCAGUUUUAAAGAUCUAACACUCAGUUUAGAAUUUCCUGUGAAUGGUGUAGGGGCCUUUACUCACUGCACUAACUUUGAGGAAAAAUACUGCUUGUAGAGUCCACCCAAGCUUAGUAGUAUAUUUUCUUUCCAAUAUGUAGUUCUAAUUGGUAAUAAAGCAGACCUAGAAGAUCAAAAGCAAGUAGAUGAGAAUGAAGCCAGAAGACUAGCAGAGACCUUGGGUCUGAAGUAUUUUGAGACUAGUGCAUUGAGUGGACAAAAUGUUAGUGAGUCUGUAGAAGCUCUUCUUGACCAGGUAAGAACUCAUUAAUUUACAAAAAAUAAUAUUUUAGCCCAAUACUCAGGGUUCUCAAUAGAUUUUUAAGGGAUAUCCAUAAAGUGGUAUUUGUUGUGUGAAAACAAAGCAAAGAAAAAGCUUAAACACAAAGUAAGCGGCUAUAAAUCCCAAUGUAAGCGGCGAUCAAUCGCCGGGUGCCGCCUUCUAUUGAGAACCCUGAAUACUGCAAAGAAGGGAUAUCCAGUGGUAUUUGUUGUAUAAGCUUAAUGAGCACAUGACUGUCUAUGUUGUUCUGGAGGGUGUAAGUAUCAACAAUAUAAUUUUUAACUCGACAAAGCUAUUGCCAAGGUUUCACAAGGCAAACCUUGAGUCAAUGUUUUACAUUGUUUGUUGUUGCCAUUAAACCCAUCACCAAAAGAUGUGUGUGAGACAGAUACCCAGACAAACUGAUGGAGCUGCAAGGGAGUGUAAAAGGAAACCAUGACAACUGUGUGAGUGGCAACCACCAGGCACCAUCACACUAAGAACCUUUGUGGAGAAUAUCACAGAUAUUUCCCAAAAACAUCCAGAGGGAGAGGAGGGUUGGGAUCAAAAACAGCUUAAAACAACUCCACGCAUUUAGGCAACCUGAGGGAAAUGAUAGUUCUAAGCAAUACACUGUAAAAUUACUGCAAAUGCCCAAAUGUGACCCUUUAUUAUAUCCACUUUGAAGUCACUGGUGAUCCCUGCAAUCUGAUUGGCUCUCAACAAUGUGAUUUAUUCACAAAUCACUAUUUUUUCCUCUAAAUCACAUCUGUUCUAAAUCGCAUCAUUUUUGUCCGAAAUUGCAUCAUUUCUGUUUUAAAUUGCACCAUUUUUGCUCUAUAACUAUAUCGCAUCAUUUCUGAUUCGGAUACAAAAUGAGAUGAAAAGCCUUUUUUUUCCGCUUUUCAACAAACUGGCUCCUUGAUCAAUAAAAUAUUUGUACUGACUGAAUUUUGUGAUUUCAAAAUGGCUGUAAUAAAGUGGUAAUUGAAUUGAGUGGAGUGCAAUAAAUUGUGGUCUAAAAUCGUACUUGUUAUUUCAAAUCGAACUCAUGAUGCGCGCUCAUCUGAUUUUGAAAUCCCCUGUAUGAUUUCAGACCAAAUUGCACUCCACUCAGUUCAAUUACCAUUAUUAAUUUUAUACUACUACAUGAAGAAUUUCUGCAAAUUGAUUGGCUUAGAGCAGUGGCAUUUCAGCUUAAUUUGAAAUAUCUACAUGUGAAAAUUACAAACCUUUCACGGGUAGUAGUAUAAACAAAUUAUAGCAUGAUUUUUACGUGAUAUUUGGCAUAAAUACCACUCAUGACAUUUCAAAAUUGUCUCAAACAUCACUCGCCAAACCGCUCGUGAAAUUACGUAUAAUAAUUUCAAAUUAUAACCAGUAUAAUUUUAAUGAAGUUAAAUAAAUAUUUAUUUAACACAGUUAACAACAAGGAGCGCGGUCAGCCUUGCUUGUAUCACCUACAUGUGCUCAGUACAGUGUUUUCCUGGUGGCCAUUCUCUUCAUUUAUGUUUGGAUCAUUCUUUUACCCCCAUCCCUCCCGCUUUAUUCUUCCACUGUUAAAUCAGUGUGACAGGUGCCUGGUUCCAUUGGAAUGGGGGCUUAUGGCUGGAGGGCGCGGGUUUGCCAGCCAUAGGGCCGUAACUCUGUCUGGGGGCUGGCUGUGCCAAAGGUGGAAGCCCCUGGACAUCCCGGGCACCCACCUCCACCAAGCAACACAGUGGUUAAUGCCAAAUAUGACCACAAAUCAUGCUAUUACCUAUACAUAUAUAUUGUCAGUCUCAUGUUUGAACCUCGCCUAAAUUUCAUUCAGCCACAUUUUAGUUGGAAGUUUCAGUUACAACUGCUUGACAAUAAUAUUAUGGUAUGCAUUCUGGUCCUUCCAAAUCUUACAUCUUUCAGAAGAUCAAAUGCUUCAGUUUUCAAAGAAAGUCAGUUUUACAGCUUGCAAUUCAGCAAGCUGUAGCUAGCAUGUACUAGCUCAAAAGUCAUUUCAACUAGCCCCAAAAAAAUUUUUGAUGAGCAUUGAUUACAGUUCUUCUGUAAUUUGAAUUCCCUCAAAAAAACUUAAUUUGCCCAUCGGGCAAGUUAAGAAUAGAAAUUACUAGCCCGAUAGCAAAGUCUACUAGCCCCAGGCUAUUGGACACCACUUUCUUUGCAAGCUGUACUUUUUAGAAGUAAUCUUUACAUGUUGUCCAAGAUAAAUUCAGGAUUGGUGGUAAUUAUUAGUGAUCUUACACAAAAGGACAGUGGAGACAAGAAGACAGCAAAUCUUGUGUGACAAGCUUGACAAUAAUUAUGUUUGAAAAAAUUUUUGCCAAACUUCACAUUCCUUUAAACAGAUCGUUUUGUGAAAGACAUGAACACAGUAAUGUUAAAUGAAGAUCAAGAUGAAACUUGCAAUAAAAUAAUAGCCCUGUCACGUUUUUGUCACACACAAACAUUAAUUUGCCAUCCUCUAAUCCUUCAGCCGUCGGUCGUGUUGCAGAAGCUCCCUAACAUCAUGCAUUUGCAUUAACGAAUUGAUACUUCAAUCUUGGAAGUGGUUCUCUUUAGUGACAAUAUUUAUGUGAACCCUCAUAAUAUUAUUAUAACAUAUAUAUUAAGUUUGCAAUACCCUAUUUCUCUUGCAGGUCAUGAAAAGAAUGGAAAACUGUGUUGAUAAAGCAACACUACCCAAUAAUGUGUUUAACAACAAUCCAAACAGAGGCCCAAGGUUGUGUGAAGUAGAUGAAGCGAAUGAUGAAUCACAGGGGGGUUGUUCAUGUUGAAGGCACUGAUGAUACCUCCAGGAUAAAAUCCUUUUUAGUUACAAACCAUGGGCAUGGGCCAAAAUGACAAUUUCCAGGCAGUUACUCCCCUGGCUGGCUGUAGCUUUAAAGUUUUGCGUUUGGCUUGUCAAAUGAUAAAUGAUAAAUAACAAAUAUGCCAGGGAGAGAAUACUACUGCCUGGUGCAUGCAUUGGGUUCAUAGCACAUGUCGGUUUUCCUGAUCAUGAAAUAAUAAUUGUUAUGACAAUGUAUAACCAGGGCUGUUACUGAGUAACCUGCGAGCAGAGCUUUCUUUCUGGCAUGCCUUUUUAAUAUUUACAAAUUCAUUCACGUGGCUUUUCAAUCAAGUAGUUGGUUUCUUUUUGUUUCUCUCGGGACAUCAACAAACCAUACAUAGUAGAAAAAGUCUUUCUAUUAUCCAUGAACAAACCAUCUACAUGACUGACAAGCCUUGCGAAUGACUUUACAAAUGCUAAAAGCCAAGCCAGAAAGAAACUUCUGCUCACAUGGUAGUCACUAAGAUGUCAAACUGCUUGAUUUAUGUGAUUAGUUGGCAGGGAAUUGAACAGUUGGGAAAUUCUUUUUGUUCGUUUUCCUCUUAUUUCCUAUUACAGUCAAAGCAAGUCAAGCGUUCCUUUCGCUUAAACGAACUAAUGAAUUCAUUAAUGGUAAAAUGAUUUUGUUUGUUGAUUCAAUAAUCCAGUCAUAAAAUGAACAAUCCAACAUUCAUAUUCAGCCUCGAUUCAAUAGUUAAAUGUUGAUUCAAUUACUGUUUUUUUGAAAAACUGCUCUUUCCACAAGUUGACCUCAGAAUUUUGUUUUUUCUUCUUUUUUUCUAAGAGUGGAGUGCAGGUGAAAAAUGAAGUUCAAUCCGAAACAAACUGUUACGUGUGCACCAUUUUGCUGCCAGUAAUCAGUGCAACAGACCUGACCCCUUAGAAAACAUGAUGAUCAAACUGAGGUCAGUGUAUGUGCGGUGGUUGGUGGAUUUCGAUCCUCGGCCUCUGUCAGUUUCUUUGCGUUUGCAGUCUGUCUAUUCUAGCUGUUAGAUUAAAGGCAAUGAAAAAUGCAAUCAUAAACGGUAGGAAAAGCAAAAAAGCAAAUACGAUUGAACGCAACGGACAAGAAUAAAGAACAGGUAGAUUUGGUUCAUAAACCAAAUCAACAUUUAAUUAUUGAAUCAAGGUCCAAUUUGACCAUUAUUCAUUUUAUGAAUGGAUUAUUGAAUCGACAAACCAGAUCAUUUUUCCAUUCAUUAAUUUAUUAGUCCACUAGCGACAGAAAUGCUUAACAUGCUUUGACUGUAAAGUAGCAGAGGCUCAUACUAGUCUUAUUGUAGCUGGGGCAAAUCUCCCAGCGCUUAUUGACAGCCCUGUCUAACAUGACUUUUUUGUAACAUUUUACUUAUAAAUAUGUUACUGAUGCUAGGAAUGUUUAUCAGUCAGUGUCUGUGUAUCCACGGAGAGUCAAAUUAUCACUUUUGUUUAGUGAAACGAUAGAGUAAGUUAUUUCAAUAAAUUAAACAAGAGUCAUUGUUUGAGCUAAAGUGGUACUUGGGGCUCCAGAAUCACAAAUUGUUGAAGAGGUAUUGUGAAAUGAAUGGAAUUAAAAAUACAUGAUAAGUAUUAUGCGUUAUUUAUCGGACAGGAUUGGAUUGUCAAAAAUUUAGUGUCAAAUGAUGGAUAUCAAGAUAAUUGAAAGUAACAAAAAACAUAUUUCCAACAACUAAGUAGAAACUCAGUACUCCUUCCAUUAGAGGCGAAACUUAAUCAGCUGAAAUUUUCUUGCAAAAAAUCAUAGUAAGUCCCUGUUCUGUAGCCCGGAGAAAACAACCAACGUUUCACGUCACCAUCUUUUUUUUUUCCUGUGAAUAAACCAGUGAUAGCAUUGCAAAUUAUCGCCUUUUUUCUUAGGCUACCUGGAAAGUCAUGGAAUUAAAAAAUUUCGUUUUCAAGGCCUGGAAAGUCAUGGAAUUUCAUUUUCGGCCCUUGAAAGUCAUGGAAAAUUAAAGUUUUGUUUGGUUCAAUAGUUUAAUACUGCAGGUGACAAAGCUAGGAUAAUGUAAGAAGAAAAGAGGAGUAAUUAAACCACACGAACGGCACGCACUUUGGUGAAUACCAGAGUUUGUUUCUGUAGAAACUGUUUCACUAACGUAAAAAAAUAUGCUAAAACAAGUAAAGUUUUGAAAUUUUGGAAAGUGACAGCUAAACCUAAGGUCAUGGAAAAAGUCAUGAAAUUUGAAGAACUCGGAAGAGUACAAACCCUGUACCUGUCGGCAGUAGUGGUCAGUUUUGGCUAAGUCCUGUUUUUAGUUGUUUUAAAAGAAAGCCAAAUCCCCUAGGAGACUCUUCACUUCUUGAUCAUGGCGUUAUCUUUGUAAAGAGUAAAAAAAAUGAUACAAUAGAAACAGUAUGUUAAUUACAAUUAUGUCUUUCAUAUUAAAAAAAUGGUGUUUUAUCAAUUUUGUGUUUCAGUCAUGAAAUACACACUUCUGUGUGGUUUCAUGUACUGCUUUCUGGUUGUAUGUUUUGCGGAUGCAACAACGAAAGUAAAGACAACCUUCUGGCCCCCAGUUGUUUAAAAGUUAUAAUGUUUUCCACUGGAUAAAUCACUAUUCACUGGAAAAUGCAAUUAUUACAUUUCCCAAUUCUGCUGUUUAGUGAUUUAUACAGUGAACAAUAUUAAACAAGUGGGUCCUGGUAUCCUGGAUAUCAAGAUAUCAGCUGUUUGAAUAUUUGAGAAUCAUCAUUGUAGGGCUGGGGGAGGGGAGCAGACAUCUGGAGAUAAAUUUUAGCUUUUUUUAUAUUUUGGAAUUAUUUAUUAUUUGACAAAAAGCAUUCUGCCGUAAGAUAUAGGCUGUUCGUUAACUGAGGUAAAAGAAAUUCAGUUAGACGAAAACUUGUUUAAAGAUUUUUGAAGAUGCUCUACAGAUUAAGUGAUAUUUGAGGUUCUUUUAGGCCAAAUAUAUGUGGACUGUAAUAGGAUCUUCCCUGCUAUCAGAGGCCUCUUUUCCCUGGUAUUCGGCGGGCAAUCUCUUUUUCUCCCGUCCGCCGAAUACCAGGGAAAAUAGGAUCUUUCAGUUGCAUUUCAGCAUGGUUUGCUAGUGGUGGGUCCACUUUCUAUAACCGACGACGCGCUUUGCAGUAUUAACUAACUCUCAUUACCUUGAUAAUUUAGAAAAAGCUUAUAGAUAAUCUGUAAUAUUUUAAAUUUGUAAUUAGGUAUUAAGUUAAACUAUUUAUAUUACCAUCUCUCCAUUUACGAUGGUUUAUUCCAUUUCGUACAAAGGAAAAAAAGACAUUGAAAUUAAAGUGUUCAGUCGAUAGAGUGGUGCAAACUAUUGACUCUUCUAUUUAUAUCUACUUAGUCGUUGCGUAAGAAAUGUUUGGAAGAGGCGCUAUUGCCAAGAGGCAAUAAUAAUAUAGAGCGCACGGAAUUAUCCUUUUUGCACCGAAGUCUAAUAAGUGAGCGCAAAUUUAAAUGACGUCAUAGCCAUUCCACUGCCAGUCUGUAGAGAGCUUGGUAGCGACAACUUAACUAUUAAUCUUACAAUGAAUUUGCGUUUAUUCCAGUUCACUUUAACAUGUUACUUCGGAUAUGUUAUUUGCCCAACAUUGCUGUUAAUUUUACAGGGGCUUAGAAAAGGGGAUCAAUUUUGCCGGAACGAAAUAUUGGGCAAAUAAAAUACCCAACCAUAGUCGUCCGAUAAGCCAUGCAUUUACUUUCGGCAGUCACUAUAUUCUACAUUACUGAUAUAGAUCUACAUCACGAUCCGGCUUCUCUUUGGUGCUUUUUGUCCAAGUGCUCCUUGCAAGAUUUUACACUUCCCUGAUUUAAAAUCUUAAAUGUAUGUCUUCUCAGCAGUCAUGUCUGGGGAGCACCCAAGUUUGGAAGGAAGAAGUAAAAUUAGUUAGUCAUCGUGUCAAGUUGCGUCUUCCAGAAAACGCCGAACGUCCCAUGGAAAUUUCACGUCGCAGUCAUACCUUGACGGUAAUGAAAUGUACCAAACAGCGUGAUGUACUUGCAGAGCUGUUGUUUUACUUAUUAAACCCACUAAUUCUUUUUUUAAGUGUUGCGGAUCAAGAGGAAGGAUCCCUGGAUGUCUGAAUCCCUGCAACGAACCCAUUACCAAGCUCAUCCUCAGGGUUGAGAGCAAGGACUCGGCUUUAGUGUGACAAUCAGUGAUCGCUUCCGGGAAUUCUACUCUUCAAUAAAAUCCUGGAUCUAGAAACGGCAAAACUCCAUGAAAAUCACUUUCUCGAUUUGUAGUUUGUGCGCAAAACGGAAAGCUACGAAAAAUAGGGUACCUGUUUUUGUCGAAUUCACUUGCUUUACAGGGUUCGUACAGGUCGUGGAAAACCUGGAAAGUCAUAAAGUUUAAGAAUUUCAUUUUCCAGGCCUUGAAAGUCAUGGAAAUUAAUUGUUGGUCAUGGAAAGUCAUGAAAAAUUGAAGUUGUGAUUGUUACAUUAGUUACUACAGACGUCAAAACAAGGCCGGACAAAGUAAGAUAGAGAGAGGUAAUUGAACAGUUCAAGUGGCACACAUUUUGGUGGACGCCAAUUUGUAAUUAAUCUGUUGUACUAUGAAUCAGGUCAAAAACUGCCCUAAAACACAAACAAGGAUAGUUUUGUAAGUUUUUGAAAGUGACAGCUAUACCUAAAGUCAUUGAAAACUGGAAAAGGUAAUGGAGAAAGUCAUGGAAUUUAAAGAGAUAAAAAGAGAACGAACCCUGCUUCAGGAAACUUGAAAUUAGUGCCAAAUUUUUUUUAGAUAAGAUGGAGUAUUUUUAGGAUUUCACUCCUCUAUUGCUCAAGUCAAUUAACUCCUAGUUAUUGUUGAAUUUCUCUUAUCGCGAAAAAGUCAAAGGGAGGAGAAGGGAGAAGCAAAAAGACGGGAGAUAUCUAAAAUCUCCUCUCCCCUAUUAAACCCUACAAAGGAAGGCUUAAUACUCAGGCUAGAUUCAGUUCGGCUUUUUGCCGUCAAACCUUGCUCCACUUGAAAUCUUGACGUUUAAGAAUCAAAUAGCUCAAUGGAGUAGUCACCCAAUCAGCUCAAUCCCCCCCUCCACCCCCUGCUAAACCCUCAACAAUGCCUCACCGACUUUCGCGUGGGUUUUACGAGCCCGUGUUUCUAGUUAGAUUUUGAAAUUUUUCAGAUUAAUUGUUCCAAGAAGAGUUCCAAGAUUUGACGACGCGACAACGACGCGACGUUUCGCGACGAGUAUGUUGGUCUCUAGAAUCCAGUUCUCUUGUUCUCAAACGAACGUUCCUCAAGGCCUGGCUGCAUGACCGUGUCAUUGCAUUUCACGAGGAGACUAACUUCCUACAAAAACUUCCGAACUUGGAUAUGUUUAACGUUUUUCUAUAAGCUCAUAGUCCACAAAUUAACAGUCAAACAAUGACGUUUUCUCCGGGUGAUUUAAUAUGGGCAAAGAUGCGUGGAUACCCUCAUUGGCCCGCCCGGGUAAGAACGCUAACAGCUUCAUCCCUUGAAGUGAACUAUCAUUAAUUGAUUUACUAAGUAUUAUUCUUCCUUGAUUCAGAUUGAUCUUCCUGCACCAGAUGAGAAGAUUCCACCCAAAAAGUUUGCAAUAUUUUUCUUUGGAACACAUGAAACGUAAGUGCUUGUUUUUGUUAAAGCUGUCCUCACAAAUUAUACAGAGUGCAGUCUUCUCGAAUGCAGAUGUGGCUGGCAAUUUGGCACGUCAAAAAAGUGUGCUUAUACAAGGUUUACCAAGAUAAGAAGACUUACAGGAGGUUUAUCGUCUAGCACAAGCAUUACUUAGAGUUUUGAUCCCUUUUAAGGAGUCAUAUUAGUGGGAAGUAAAUCACACAAGCUUGCAUGGUUGAGUGUCUUGACAUGCCAACCAUUUUAACAGCUGUGAGCAGUCGAAGGUAUCCAUGCAAACUUUGAUAUUGUGAAAUUUGGGUUACCAAUUAUACAGAAACACUUGUAUGCCAUUUCCCAGACGCUAUGUAAGCAAAGCACAUCCUCUUAAACAUUUAGCAACAAAAGACCCCUCCCGCUUGCAAAGGGACGAAAAAGAUCCUCUUCCCCAAGACAAUGUUGUUCUUUGUUGACCAAGGUGUAAUGUAAUGAUAUUGGGCAGGUAUUGUAGAAAAAUAAUUUGACAUAAUAAACAAUUAUUGAAUGAGGCUGAGUAUCAUCUGAAGAAUUAUGGAUAACACCCUCCUCGAUCUCCAUAAUUUUUCAGAUCAUACGAAAGCCGAAUUCAACAAUUGUCUUACUAUUCAUUCAAAAUAAUUCCUAGUGUAAAAACAAGCAGAAACAUGCUUUCCUCCAUCGAGGUAACGUUCAUCUUCAAUAGCGCACGUUAAUCAGCAGGUUUAGGAGCUAAAGGGUUGUUCCGCUCGGCAAGUAUUCUCCAAAUAGCAGAUGUCACACAUUGAGUUGCCUUCUUGCCAUUCAUGCUAUGUUAUUUGCCAAAAGUUCACCUAUUUAUUGCUGGUGAAAUGAGUGAAAUGUCUGCCAUUUCUUUUUCUCACUAUCAACAACUCAACCUCGUCCGCAGGUCUUCUCAGUUAACAGUUCAAUAAUCUGCAACUUUGCUGCACUUUUGAUGUCAUCGGUUCAAUAUGGCAAAUUUCUUCCAAAUUUGGUCGACAAUAGCUGGUUAUGAUGAAUUAUGUGUGGUAUUUUAGCCAAUCAGAAAUGGAGAAAUAUUUUGAAUGAAUAUUAAUGUGUAUUAUUGAGUAAGGUCUUUGAAUUGCCUUUAUUCUACAAAAUUGAAUGAGGUGAUUGAGAGGAGGUACUGUGGCAAGACAUUGACCAGGAUUGUGAAAUGAAAGGGAUGCUUAACUUUGUAGCAAUGAAGUAGAGAUCUGGGAAUUUGUUUUGCAUCUGUUGAAGGUGGUUAAUCAAGUGUUUGUCUUUCCUGUUUAAAGACUGUCUAUAAGAAGGGAUAAAUAAAUAACCUUGCUUUCAGUGAGUUGUUUGCAUAGCAUUCUUGUAUGCAAAAUAUGGAUUAGAACGUUAAAGAAAGCCAAGUGCAUUAUACAUAACCAUGGUGCAAGAAAAGUUAGUUCUUUGUAAGAAGUUGAGAAUGUUACUUUGCAAAUCUCAGUUGGGAAAAGAACUGAAGCAAGUUUUAGGCUGCUGGUAAGCUCUGAGCAGCUCAGUAGCCAAAGCCAAUGAGUAGUCAUUGAUUUACAUUUUAAAGCUUUCAUUGAUGGGUGAAAGAAGAAUAUUGAUACUUAAGUUGCUAUACAAGAAAGGGGUCACAAAGCAAAAUGCUUUGUAAAUGUAGUUUUUUUGCAUACCGGUAUAGAACUGUACAAUACAGUUAUAAUUUUUUCAAUAAUUAUUAUGAUUUAGUACUGGCAAAUUAAUUCCAAGUCAUUGGGACAAUGAUGUACAUGUAUCAUUAGUUGAAAAAUGCCACUUACCAAAGUCUUGUAUUUUUCAAGCACUUAUAAAGCAUGACUUGUGUUUAACCUAGAAAUUGAUGAGUUAAGUAUGUUAUGGAAUAGUUUCAGUUAAAAAGAUCGGCAUUUUCACACAGCUCGCAAUAAGAAGGGAACAAGGGUUCCUUUGCAUUGCUUUAAUUAAAAGAACUAGUUGAUGAUGAUGUUGUAGAAAAGUCUUCGACACAAAAUCUUUGUACCCAUGGUUCAUUCCCCAAAUUUCCUCAAACACAAAAUUUUUCAGUACCCAGUACUAAUACCAAAAGCAAUCAAUGCAUUCCUAGAUUUAUGUAUGUAUUAAAUAAAUAGUAUCCAAGACAGUGUUUCUUUAAGACAAUAUUAUGUUAGUAGGUUAUCUGCAAUCCUUAUCAUUGUAAAUAUUGAUAAAAUAUACUGAGAGUAAAUUGUACAAGCGUCACAAUUGUUUUAGGCCUAGUUCAGAUGUCAAUCUUUUGAUGAGCCAAACCCAUUCAAAUUAAGGCUGAGAGAAAUUAUUUAACUGGCUGAACUGAUUUAGAUGCUGCUCAAAUUCCAGCUAAACUUAAUUCAAAAGGAGGAUAAUGCUCAUUUUGGUCAAACUACUUGAAAAAUACAUUGUCAUAAUUUAUGCAUUAGGUUCAGCAAAUGAAAAGUUUCAUGUCUGAAUCAAAGCCAUUCCAGAGUCAUUCCAAAGUCAAAAUUCCUGGCUGGAUUAGGUGGGAAGAAUGGCUGAGCUGUCUGAAAUUGAAACAGGCAUUGAUUCAGAUGCCAAACUAUUCAAGUACUUAAUUCAAUGUAUUAGGUCUGGUUCAUGAAGAGUUUGGCGUUUGAACCAGGCCUUACAGUCUGAAAACAACAGCUGCACUUGUAACUUGUAAAAUUUUAUUAAAUUGACCUCAGGACCUUGACCCAUCCAGUUCUUUCCAUUUACAAGUGUGAUUCCUCAACCACUCUUGAAACAGUGAAGUUGUAAAAUGUUGUGGGGUACAUAAUGUUUUCUGUUAGCAUUCUAGUGGACCUUUAUACCUUAGUCGUAGAUAAAGUUCUCAUUGUAAUCAAUGCAAAUAUUGAUGACUUUUUCAUUUUCUUUAUUUUAUAAAUUUUAACAAUUUUUAGAGCGGUUAUGCAAGCCAAAGACUUAUUUCCCUAUGAGAAGAACAAAGAGAAGUUUUCAAAGAACUCCAACCGUUCACGUAGGGGAUUUAAAGAGGCAUUGGUGGAAAUUGUGGAGAACCCAAAGGUGAGGUGGGGAAUGAGGGGACAAGAAGAGGAUGAAGAGGAUGAAGAAGAUGAAGAUGAUGAAGAUGAUGAAGAAGAAGAGGACGAGGAAGAAGAAAACAAAGAUGAUUCAGAGGAAGAACAAGAAUCUGAAGAGGAGGAACAAAAAGCUGACAAGAAAUCAAAACAAUCGAAACAAAAUCAGGUAUGAAAGAAUGAGUGAGUGACUUAGUGUAUGAGUGGGUGAGAGUGCCUGUGAGGGAAUAAAGGCACCUGCUCAGAUCAACGAGUAUGUGAAGUGAGAUUAAACUUUUCCACAGAGACGAGCGUGGGGGGAGGAACAUGUACCUGUGAGGCCAGUGGAGCCACAGACUGCAGCCGAAUGAAUUGUGUAACCUUGACAACCCUGGGAGUGGCAUCCACCCAGUCCUAAAUUUCAUUAAUUUGGCCGCCUUGAAUAAAUGAUUCAGUGAGUGAAAGUGAGUCUGAUCUUGGAGGACUAAGUUGAUCAUGACAUUUGUCCUGGUGUAAAGUUAUUUAUUCAAUCAAACAAGAACAGGUCUUAUUUUGCAAGGUAUAGAGAAGCACAAAUGUCUGAAUGUCAGUAAACUUCAAAUUUUAUGUUGAGGAUUUGUUCUAAAACACCUAGAGAUGGAGCUUUAUAAUGUGCAGAGAUCAAACAUAGUCUGGAUGUAACUGUACCCAGGAAAGGAGCUGUGAAAGGAGCUUUGAAUGAGCAAUUGGUAUUGAAGGCUAGAGCUCAUUAUGUCAGUCACACUAUGAUAGGCACUAAUUAAUCCACGACUUGCAAAAUUAAUUGGGCUUGUACACUUUGAUAAAAAAUCAUCCUUUUAUUUAGUAAGAGCCUCAUGAAGAUUUCUGUGCAUGUGUUUUUCAGAAAGAGAAAUCCACAAAACAAAAAAAGCAGCCUGUGUCUGAUAAGAAGGUUAGCUUUGAUGUAGUGUUUUAAAAACCAUUGAAAAUCCUGCCAUGAAUGUCACCUAAGUUGGAAUUAAUCAGUAAUGCAAUUUCAACAAGUAUAACUGUGAAAAUGCAUUUUUGCACUAAGGGUUUUUUGUUCCAAUAACAGCUUUUUUGGUGGUUAGCUAACAUGUUAAUAUCCGAAAGUGGGGUUCCCUGUAUUUUCUUGAGAAAAGGGUUAUCUCUGCAGAUUUGCAAUCUGUACAUUCUAAUGUUUAUUUACUUGAAUGCUCAUAAACACAAUUCAUGAUUGAAAUAUGCUUUAUUUUGCUCAUUAUUUUUUGUAAAUCCUGUUCUAUGUUUUUGUUCUUUUUAAAUGCAGUUGUUCUGAUAGCCAAAUGUUUAACUUUGAUUUGCCUCAACAUUGCACACUAGGAAAUUGCAAAUUACUUAUUAUUAUUAUUACUUAUUAUAAUGAAUUUUUUUCAGGAAAAAGUCAGCAAGGAUAAAGGAAAGAAAACAGAAAGUCAAAAGAAAAAGCGAGAGAAGUCAGAGUCACCUGAAAAGGUUUGUGGAUUACUAUGUGUAGUAGAGGAGACUGGUUCUGAAAGUUGGCAAACAUCAAAGUUGAAAACAAUGGUGCUGUAGUUUAUGUUGGAAGCUCCCUGACCAUGCACAAUCCUUUGGUUUUUGUUCACAAAUUGUGACUGAAUAAAUUAAUGUUAGGUUUCUCUUGGUCAGUAAGUUCAAAAUGGUAGGAAAAAUGAUGCUAUUGAAUGCAGUGCACGGUCAAGGAUAAAAACGCUAACAAAAAUGUAUAACAAAGAAGUCUUUCGGGCUUCAUAACCAUCCCACUUUAUUAACUAUGACUAGUAGACUGUGUUUGCUAUUAUGCCUCACUACCCCACUGCAACUCAAUUUUAUUUUGAUUUACUUCCCUGUUUGUAAUGUAUGAAAUACUGCAGUGUCUAAUAGGAAAUUAGGCAGAAAUGUUUAGGAGGUCACAUUAGGUUGCAAGAAAGAUCUAUUAUGUAGCAAAUUAGGCAUUCUCUUAAAUCCAAAUGUAGAUUGCUGUUUCCCAAUCAUAGAACUCAUGUGUACAGUCAUGUGAGUAACCACUGACAAUAUUAGAAACUUCAGAUGCUCUGCAGUAAAAUUGUUUUCAAAACAGAACUGCCUUUAAAUUUGUUAUUUUGGUCAGAUGAUGAAUCUUAAAUUAAAGGGAAAAUAACUUCAUUGCCCCGCUCCCUUUUUUGUGCCAUAAUUGUACCCCAACAAACUUUCCUGGCUUCAAGAAUAAGAAUUUCUAAUAAAACUUUGUUUUGAUUUUCUGUUGGUAUACAUUGCAGUAUGGUGGAUUCUCAAGUUUUAUUUUUAUCACACGGUGUUUGGUUAGUUUUUUCCUUCUUGGUAGUGUGAUUGGUACUCCAUUACAGGGUUUGUUCCAUCCUUGACAACAUUUUGAACUUGUUUUAUAAUCCAUCAUUCAUUUGAAUCCUUGCUUUUUUCAUAAGUAGAGUUCUUCUGAAGAAACACCAGAUGAAGAAAGCUCAGAAGAUGACAAACAAGAAGUAUGUUAUAAAAAGUUUUUAUCAACUGCUUUAAUAGGAAUCCAUUCUCCAAACUGCACCAGAGUGAAUGCAGUCUAUGCUUGAAACACUCUAAAACAAUAUACGGUCAACUCUGUCGAAGGUGACCACCCGUGGUGCACAACAAAGUGAUUGCUUAAGGGAGGUGGUCGUCUACAGGAGAAGUCAAGGAAAUAUGCUCAAACUGAACUGUAUAAUGUUAUUACAUAAAGUUAUUGCCUUACAAGCUAAAAUUAGGGAAAUAGAUAACUGACAAUUAAUAGAGCAUCAAACUGUAGAAACUUUGUACAUAGCAUUUUGCAUCUACAGAUCAUACCACAGCAGUGUCUUUUGUACGUCAACUGCCAUAACCUGUCAGCAAGCUUGGUCAUGGCUAUUAAAAACUGAACUUGUUUUGACAUUUGAGCAAUGACGUUUUUACAACAAUCAUACAUGAUCAUGCCAGGUGGUUGCUUACCGGAAACCAAAGCAAAACAGUGUGUCAAAUCCUGGCCUUAAAAGAGGUCGCAGGCACUUAAAAUAUCUGAGAAGUGAACACUUACAAGAGAGUUUUUGAAACAGUAUUUAACUGAGAAAGAAAACGGUGAUUUACAAAAUGGUCACUUCUGAGGUGGUCGCUUAGAGAAGUGGUCACUUUAAGAGAGUUGUCUGUAUUGAAGUCCGCAAUCUACGUUCCAUUGGCUUGGAACAUAGUUUUAUUGGUUAAGGAUGACUGUAGAUGAAUGAGGGUGUAACUUGUGCAGUAGAAGUCAUGUUUGAAAUACAUAUCUAUGUCACAGAGCAGUUUCUUUAAACAGGCCAGGGAUACAUGCCUCAAUCAUCCCAUCCGAUAGCAUUAUGGUGUACCUUCUCUACAAAGCAAAGUGAAUGCCCAGCAAAAAAAAUGAGGGAAAGAGAAAUUUAAAAAAAAUAAAUAUAAAAGACAAGUUUGCACCGUCUUGCUGUGUUUGCAUCAUUCUUGAGACAUAAAAAUGCUUGACAGACAGAAGUUGAAAUGUUUUUUUUUAAGGGAUUGAGAAUCAAAUUACAAUAAUUUUUAUAGUGAAUAUGCCAGAUUCAAUGUCGGCAGGUUCACUCACAACAAAAAAAUUGUGCAAAAUAGAAAUUUAUAACAGAACUUAAUUAUAAUAAUUUUGUUAAAAAUAGUAUUUUUAGAUUUGUUAUAAAAUUGAUUCGAGGAUGAUUUCUUGUUUCCAUUUUGUUCAGGAGGAAUACAAACCAGCACCCAAAAAAAGAACAUCUACUGAUUCAGCAGCAAGUAAAAGGAAAUCUUCUAAGGCUGUUAGUGAUACCAGUAGCAGCAGUGAAGAAGAUCAAGUGGAAGAAAACGUAAGACAAGUCCCUGUGUAGGGCAUUUCUUGUAUAAAAUUUUAAGGUUUGAGUCACAAGUGUUUACUGAGUUGAUUUCAUUUCUUUCUUUCUUUUUUUUUUCUUUUGCUUGAAACAAAAAUAAUAUUAUUACAAAAAUAAUUACAAAUACAAGCUCUUUUAACUAUUUAAGCUAUUUUCUAUUUUCACAGUGGGCUGAAAGGAAAAACUAAAUUAAUAAAAGAAAGGAAAGAAAAAAAACUAAAUUAAAAGAAGUUGAUUUCAUUUCAGUGACAUUGUGACAUAUGCCAGUUGUUGCAUGUAAACUACAGCCUUGACUCCUAAAGUAUGGUUAAUGAUGUAACGUUUGUUCUUCUUCGCUGCAGUGAUGAAAUUACAUUGCCCUCUAAAUUAUAACAAAAUGUUGUUGAAGCAAGGCUGACAUCAGUUUUAGAGACAAUCAAUUUUAAAAAUAUUAAAAGCAAGUCAGCCUUUUAGCUUAAGAAAUAAUGUCAGGACAGCUUUGAAAGAUACUUUGUUUUUGUUCCGCCCUUAUUUGCUGACUACUCAUGCUCAAACAAGCUUGACGGAUGUUACAUUAUCAUUCUAGUUGUUUCCUUUCUUUUGUCAAUAUGCAAAUAUCCUAAGUUUGACUGGCUCAAAAAUCAUGCACAGAGAACCCAUUAGUGGUCUAUCUUUGUUAUAACCAUAAGUUUAUGCAGCUGUUUUGGCUUGUCUUAUUGUAUUUAAAAAAAUGGUAUUUCUAUGCCUCAUGAAUCUCUGAAAAACAAUCAAGUAUAAUGUUAAAGUUUUAUUCUUUUAUCAUUACACUCAGCUUUUGGUAGUUAUUUUUUCAUUUUCACAGAACACAAUCAGCAUGCAAAGAAAGUCAUGUCUGAUAGCCUGGGGCUAAUGGAUUUUGCUAUUGGGCUAGUGAUUUUUGUUCUUAACUUGUCCGUCAGGCAAGUGCUGUUUUCUGGAAUCAAUCCUGCCAAUCAAACAGGGUUUUAUGGCUAGUUGAAAUGACUUGUAGGCUAGUUCAUGCUAGCUACAGCUUGCCCGAAUGGCAGGCUGUAAAACUGACUUUCUUUGCAGCCUGACAAUGCACUCAAACAUUAAUGGAAGCCCACUUUAUCAAUAACAAAAAAGCUACAUGUUUACUCAUUCAUUGAAUGUGUAAUUAUGUAGCUCUUUUCAAUCAUUUUCCUGCUUGAUUUUUAAGUUUCAUGCCCCAUUGUGUAGGUAGAAUAAGUGUGGCAAUAAAAUUUAUGAAGUGUUGUAUAUCUGUCAUUAGGACACUUCUGAAAGUGAAGAACCAAAGAAGAAAAAGGCAAAAACACAACCGGAGACAGAGGCAAAAAAGAAGUCCUCACCAGCCAAAGAUUCCGUAGACAAGAAAAAAGAGGAGGAAAAAAACAAGAACAAAGACGAAAUAGAGAGAAAAAAGCAGGAAAAGCUACAAAAAUUAGCUGAGAAGAAGUAAGUGUGAUUUUCCUCACAAUACUCUUAAUGCCAUAGUGGUGUCGGACAAGCAAUGUUUCUCCUCAGUUAUCACUGCUCUGUCAAACAUAAGGGUUGCAAGAGUUGUAAGAUAUAUUUCAAAUUUCUUUGUUGUGUAAAAUCCUAAAAAUAAAUGCUACCUUACAAGAGUUCUGCCAAAAGGUCACUUUGGUCACAUGGUCACAAUCUAGGACUUGGUCCACUGUCUGAGUACCUUGUUCCCAUAUGUGUAGCUCUUAAGUAACUGCGAAGGGUUCUAGUUUUGACUGUAAACAUGUUAUUACAGUGACGGAUUGUUUCCCCUAUGAGUUAUUUCGCUAUUAAAAGAAUGUCCCGGUCACCUAGGUCUUAAGUCAUCCGCUAAAGAGAUGAAACAUGUGCUGCACAUGUAUAUACCUCAUUCUGUGAAAGGUUUGAACCUAGGAGUCAUUUCAAAAGUAGGUUGAGUUUGAUUGUCUAGAUGAAUGUAGUCCUGAAUAGGACUGUUGUUGUUGACAGUGACUCACGUUUCGACAUCCUCUGUGUUAGUCAUCUUCAGAGUCAAAGUGAGUUGUAUCACGUCAGUUGAUAGUAUUAUACUGGUUAUUGAUCUGAUUGGUCAAAUACGUCUUUCAGUCAUGACACAAAAAAGUGAAAUACACAUUGUUUAUACCUCAUUUUUGAGCCACUUACAAAACUACUACUGUUAGGUCUUUGGCAAAACGACAGUAAAUCGUUAUGACUGCUCAGAUCAAUUAUUACAUUGUGUUAAGUUUUGAUAUGUGUUUUUGUAAUUUAUCAGGGCAAUGUUAAAGGAAAAGAAGAAGAAAGAAAAACUUGAACAGCGAAAAGCUGAAAAGCAGGCUGCUGAGAAGGCUAGAAUGGAACAGAAAGAACAAGAGAAAGAACGAGAAAGACAGGAACGGGAAAAAGAAAAAGAAAAACUAAGGGUUAAACAAGAAAGAGAAAAAGAAAAGGCACGGGAAAGAGCCGAGCGAGAAAAACAGAGAGAAGCUGACAAAAAGGAGAGAGAAAGAAAAAAAUGUGAGUAUAUUUGCUGUUUAAAUAGCUGAUGUAGGCAAGAAAAGCACAUGAACUGGUACAUGUAAAUCAAGAAUAUUUUGGGUGCUUUAGCAGUUCCAAAAUGAACAUAAACAUGAAGCAUUUUCACAGAUUUUUGUGAAAAAGUACUUAAAAAGGACUGGCACAUGCAGUUUACAAAUUUGUGAAUUUUGUGAUUGGUCUGCUGUGCUGAUCCAUGACUAUCAGCGUAGUAAUUUAAUAUAAUAACCAAAUAUGUGUUUCACUCCCAACGGCACAGCAUCACAAUACAGUCCGACCUUCCUACACUGUUAAUCUGAUACCAAAUAAGGGAGAGAGCCAAGCCUGUGUAUUACAGGUCCUUAGUACAGAAUUGUAUGAAGUUUGGCAUGGUGACCAACAUCAAUUUUCUCCUAACAUUUUUCACACAUAUUCAAGAGAAAGGGUUAUAAGAAUUAAUAAAAUAAUCACCUAAGGGACAAUGCUUUGAUCCAUUAUCAAAUUCUCUCAACUAAUUCUUCAAGGAAAUACACAGAGAUUAGAAUCGAAAAUCUCUGUGUGGAUAAUUGGGACUUAAAGGCUUGAGGAUAUGUCUGAAAUGAAAGGUUUGGCUGUACUAAUUCAAUUACCAUUCAAAUGUUUUUGGGCUGUAUUUUGCCUUACUUAUACCAUAGUUGGUAGAGGAGACUGGUUAUGAAAGCCGGCAAACAUCAAAGUUGAAAACAAUGCUUCUGUAGUUUAUGUUGGAAGCUCCCUGACUGUGCACAAUCCUUUGUUUUUUGUUGACAACUUUGGACUGAAUAAGUUGAUGCCAUGUUUCUAUUGGUCGACAAGUUCAAAAUGAUAGGAAUGCUAUUGAAUGUUGUGCACAGUCAGGUCCAAAAAAGCUAACAAAAACCUAUAACAAAGGGUUUCCCAACGAUUUCACUUUAAUAACCAUGCUAUACUGUAUUCAUUUGUGCUUAAUGUUUUCUUUAGCCACACCGCCUACUGUGGAGGAAAUUUUGGACAAAAUGAAUUAUGAUCUUGUGAUGUCGCUUACUGUUGAGGCUCCUGUGAGUACAAUGAACAGAUGAACCAAUACCUUGGUUUUGGUUGUUCCCUCAGCAUUACUGAGGUCCUUAUCUGUUGUUUAAUUAAAGUGCCUACAUGUAUAAUGUAAAAAAGAGCACAUUACUUUAGAGCCUGUUUACAUGAAGGUGGGGGACCCCAGGUAGGUGAGGUAACAUGUGGCGGGUUACCCCACCUAACAUGUAAACGUGAUCACAUUAAAAUGAGAGAUUAUAUGGACAGGCGGGUUGCCCAACCUAAGGGGGUUACUACCUCACCUGUAUGGGGUACCCCACCUCCAUGUAAACAGGCCCUUACUCUAAAAACUCUAAAAUAUUUACAUAGAAAAUUACUUCGUGAAUGAUAAAAGAAACGCUAAGGCAAUAAAAAAUAAAUAUUUUAGAGUUUUUAGUCAGUAUCUCAUUAGCCUUUUCACUGUUGUAUAUAAGCACUUGCUAAGUUUUUACUUCUGAACUUGAAAAUGACCGUUGAACGGUCCAAACGUCUUUCUUUUUUAGCGUUAAUUUUUACAUUGCAAUCCGUUUUGAAAAAUUUGUUGAUUCGGAUUUUUAAAAGAAAAUUUACAAAACUGAUCUACCCACAAAUAGCGGGGCUACUCUAUGCGGGUAGAGCAAAACAGUGAAAGCCUAAAUAACUAAGGAAAUAAGUUAAUGAAAUAAAUCAAAUUACUAAGAGAUAGACCUGGAUAGAAACAAGGAAAAAUAGAAUAUAAAUUAAAAGUAGAGCUUUCCACUUACCUGAGUGUGCUACUUUUAAUUUGCCUCUAACCUGAAAAAAUAAUUGCUUCAGACUUAGCUUAUUAAGAUUAUUAAAAUAAAAUAACAUGUAUCAUGCAGUCAGUGAUAAAGAAGAGACCAUUGUCUGGAUUUGUUUCAGUCUGUAGUCUUUAAUUAUUUUAUUGAUUUCUUUUGUCCUAUAGGAUGUUCCAAAGUGCUUGAAAAUUAUUACUCAACUCUCUGAGAUGGAAAUCAACCCUGAUAUUAUAAAGAAAAACCCAGAUAUAGUUCAGACAAUCAAAAGGGUAAGUACUUCAGUCUUUUUAGCCUGAGUAUCAGGCGUUUCUGGGGAAAAGGGGAAAAAUGGAAGCGAAAAAGGAAGAGAGGCUCUAAAAUCUCCUCUCCCCUAGCCCCGUAGGAAGGCCUGAUACUCAGGCUAUUUUUUUCUGUAUGUUUGUUAAUUAUGGAUACCAGAUAUUACAGUGGGACACCCUUAAUUAGUAUUGUCUACAGCUGGACCAUGAAAAUUUGAUUGUGUUUACCAGAUGGUCACAAUCAACACUUUUUUCUGGGCCGCUCUCUAAAAUGUGGGGCGUUUUUUUUUGUUUGUUUUGCCUUCUUCCGUGAGAAAUGGUCUGCAAAGUGAAUGAAAAAAUAUCCUGAUCGUGGUUAGUUUUAUUUCUUCAAAAUUGAAGAAAGUCACUUUGGUUUGUCAAAUCAACAUAUUUUCUCUCUCAAGCUAUCCAGAAUCAGAUCUAUAUCUGUGAAUGGCUUGGAUUAAUAACCUGCUUUGUAACUGAUCAGUGAAUUGCUGACGUUCUUGUUGCUGUCGCUGUCGUCGAUGCUAAAGCUCACUAUUAUUUACGAAACCUUAUAAUCGGUCAGGAACAGAACUUUCUCGGUGCAAAUUGGAAUGGUCCUGCUGUGGGCGUCCGAAACGUUUCCCAGAAUCAUCGGUAGUUCCUUCGUUUCUGGUUAGGAAAGUAGAGAAUGAAAGUUUCCAUUGAUCUCACAACCUUGGUGAACGAACCGGAUAAGUAUGACGAGACAAUAGCUGUCGUGUACGAACACACGAAAAGAAGUCAGGAGAUGCUGUUUGCCGAUUGGGCACAAUUAUACAAAGCAAUUUUUGUGCACAAUUAACCGAUUGGAAGUGGUGCACUGAGAGUCGGUAUCCAGGGGCUCUUCCGUCCGUGCUUGAAAACUCUCAUCGCGCCUUUUCUCCCGACCCGACUGACUUCCCCUGACUGUCGAUCCCCGAGGAUGUAUGGACCGCACUUGACAAAAAUUCGUGGGUCUGCCCCCGCAGUUAUUUAUUCAAUUUUGUUUUAUGAAGAUAAUGUUUGAAGAUUGAGUUUAUGGAUUAUGUAACUCUGUAAUGUUUUUGCAGAGAAACGAUAAACCUUCAACUUUUGUAUGCCUUAUUGCCAUAGGUUCUUAUACUUGUUUGUUGUUUUUCCUUUUUCUAGAUACGAAAUUAUAAGCAGAAUUCUAAAGUGCGAGAAAAGGCCAGUCAGCUUUACACACAGUUCAAAUCUUUAUUUAAAGUCACAGGCUCAGGUAAUAUUAAAGUUUUCAUGUCAAGAGCUAAGUAGCACAGGCUAUCCAGCCAGAUGCCUUGUUUGCGUACAUCUGAAAUACAUGUUUACUUGAUCCUAUUUAACGGUGACUUUUAGAAACUUCAAUGUAAUGUUGUUCUAAGGCCCGGCCGUUCAAGCAUCAAACUUCACGUGUUGAUCUCCAAAAGAAGAGAGAAAGAGAAAGCUGAAAUACGCCUCCUUGCCAUAAACUAGCAUUUUCUUGUAGCUUUAGAAUUGAGUUAUAGAGACCUUUAGACUCUAAGACGAGUACGACGACGAGAAAAUCAAGUAGUGCUCGCCCAUGAACCACAGUCAUUAGGGAUUUAGACGUUCUCGCUGCAGUCAGAAGAUAUUGGCUUUGAUUUGAUGCGAGGCAGCUUUUCUACUAACUGACUUUUAAGUCUGUUCAGCAGCUGAUUUUAAUGUACUUUGUAGCUGCUUGUUCUCCCAACACCUCAUAAUUUUUAGCUUUCUUUUAUGCACAAGAUUUCCACCCGGAUAUUUGUGUUAAAUGGUAAGCACAAAAGGCUGUCAUGAGUCCGUUGUCCACCCCGGGGCUCACCCUUUCAUCCUUUGGAAGUGAAGGAGAACUGAACCAUCCACUGGUUGAUAGUCUUCACUACUACAUGAUGGCUCUCUCAUUCUCUCCGUGUUAAUUUUUUCCUUUCGUCGUGCUUUUUCGAGUUUCUAUUAAAUUCUAGUAUCAUUUCUUAAAAGGGCUUUGACACGAGUAUAUUACAGCUGUUUUGGGUCAGUUCUGUGUUUGGGUCAUCACCUAGAGCCUUUACCCGUAUAAAAAUACGACGCUAAAAAUAGGAAGAUAAUAAACAAACUUCAUCAGGGAACACUGACCAUAGCGUAAUUUUGGGUGAUGUUUGCAGACAUAGCUUGAAAAAAGUUUCAAUCCACGCCCAUCCUUGCCAUCCUUUGCAAAAGACGACAGGAAACAGUUUCAAUGCCUAAAUAUAGUCUUCAAUAGCAAAACUUGAUGCGUAGACAAGUUUUACCUUUUUAAAAAGAUAACAACUAAGGUGACAUAGCCUCUUUAAGUUUUUGGUUGAUCACGUUAUCGUCUCGCGUGAUGAGAGCAUUCGCCUCCCACCAAUGUGGCGUGGGUCAACACCAUAUGUGGGUUGAGUUUGUUGUUGGUUCUCUCCUUUGCUCCGAAAUGUUUUUCUCCGGGUACCCCGGUUUUCUCCUCUCCUCUAAAACCAACUCUUCCAAUUUCCAAUUCAAUCUGGAACGCACGGACACGUUUCAACGAAUUCUUCAGAAUUUUAAGCGCUUCGUAAGUAAACAAAUUAGUAUAGGUAAUAGCAUGAUUUGUAGUGAUAUUUGUCAUAAAUACCACGAGUGAUAUUUCGAAAUUGUUAUACGUAAUUUCACGAACCGUUAGGCGAGUGAAAUUUUAGACAAUUUUGAAAUAUCACAAGUGGUAUUUAUGCCAAUUAUCACUACAAAUCACGCCAUUUUUUGUUUAUUCCACUACGCGAAAAGGUUUGUAAUUUUCACAUGCAGGUAUUUUAAAUUAAACUGAAAUACCACUGCUCUAAGCUAAUCAAAUUGCGGAAAUUUCUCAUGUAGUAGCAUAACAAUUGAAAUUACAAACUCUUUGUCAUAUAACCACGUUUGUUAUAGAAUCGGCUGCGGACCAGUUACUAUCCACUCCUUCAAGUGACCCAAGUUCAUCUCUUAAUACGACGACAUCUGCGGAAGGUAAUGAACGAACCGAGCCUGAAGCGGUGAAAGAUUCACAAGCACAAGUGUCUGUUAAGUCAGAAGAAAACACUCAACCUCACCCCACCCCCACUGAGAAUGGGAGUGAACAUCAUGUAUCCUCUGUAGGUGGGUGUUAGUAGUUACAUGUAUUUUUCGAUCCAGGUUCCUCACCCUUUCGUAUGAUGUGAAUUACAGUCAAACCUGUAUUAAGCGUUGCCUAGUCCCAAGGCCUUAUUAUUCCGCGCGGUCAGUGCGUUUCGGGUCACGCAAUCCGAUCGAAGACGCCUCGCGUUCUCCUCAGAUACGUCACCGAAAUGCAUUGGCCGAGAAGGCCUUGGGAAAAGCUGUACAGGGACAAGGCAAUAUUAAGUGGUUACCCUUGGGGAAUGGCUUACUGGCCACUUACAUUGUACUACAGGUUUGAUAAACCUAGAAGCUAUUCAAAAAAAUGAAGAUGGUAAAAGAGCGAAAUAUCUAUUCCACGAGAAAUUUUCCUCAAAGGAUGACAAUGAAAAAAUAGGACUUCCGAAAAGUUGACCGCGACCGCUUAGUACAGUGGAACUUCGCCUUAAGACCACACCCCGUGGUCGCGUUAACGUGGUUCCACUGUAUAGUUCAGUUUGACAUUAAUACAGUGGACCCCCGUUAAUGCGUUACCGUUGGGCAAUAAAAUUCUGGUCGUAAUAACGGUGGUCACAUUAACAGGGUCCUCACAAAAAUAAAAUGACUCAGUGAUUCUUACGUUUGGGUCGAAAGAAUAUUGUCGUAAUAACGAGGUGGUCGUAUAAAAGGCUUGGUCGUAAGGCGGGUUCCACUGUAAAUCGAAAUGAUUUUCAGGGACUUUGGUAAAUGAGCGCUUAACAGAGGGUGACUGCUUAAUAGAGGUUAGGUAAAUGCUAGUUUUACUGUAGGCAGAUCUCGGAUGGUCACAAUCCUGAUAAGCUGGUAGCAGUCUAAAGUGGCGUUGGGUAGAUUAUUUUCUUAGUCACUUACGUUUGUUUUUGGACAACCUGUUUGUCUCAAAAUAUGACUUUUUCGUUUACAGAACCAAAAGUUGAAGACCAAGAAAACAGAACGAAGGAAUGUAUACCAGAGGAAAAAAGACCAGAAUUGGAUACAACCGUGGAUAAUCUAACACCAGAACCAAUGGAAAUACAAAACGACACAACUGAAAACUUAUCGCCCUGUGAUAUGGACAUAUCAAGCCCAGAUUAAGAGUCCUUGCCUUUAACAUUCAAGAGCCGGUUCCCAUAUAAGAAUGCAAGAAAUCUGCCAAUUUUUAUUGUUGGUAACAUAUUGACAAACAUGUGACAGUACUGCUGACGAAGUGUCAUAUAAGCUGACGCAACAUGGGAUUUCCAUUACGUACUCAACAGUAUACCGACUCUGGGAAUGCAAGUUUCAAGGACAGAUGUACAGUACGUGUAGCUUAGGAUAGCUUACGAAUUCAGCCAUCACUCGUCGCUCCUGUCCGAAAGGGAGGUUUGCGGGAGAAACGAAACGUCGAAAAGUCCAUGGCACUGAGGAGUAACUAGAGGACUGUAUUCGCAGGCUAAGUCUAGGUCGGGUGUCUCCUUUCUCCAAGGGGUCUACCAAUCUCACCUCUCCCGCGAGAUAGGUGUGCCGCGCGCGAGAAUCUCUUUUCGCGCCGACUUGUGAAAUGAAUGAUUGCCCAGUUUAGAUAACGUAAACAUGACAGUGUUUUUAAAAAUCCUGAACAGUUGUUUUCAUGUCAGCUUUUAGAAACAGUUUGACAACAUGUUUGUCUUUGCGUCAUAAGUAAGUCGCGUCGUAUUGUCUGUUGCAUUUCACCCUUUCGCGAGCUUUAUGUAACAUAAAAAUCAUCUGUUGUAUUUUUUAAGGAGUUACUUUGUGGAACUGAGCGCCUCUGAAGUCAUGCAAUUAAACCUCGUAUUAGUGUCACUUUUUCUACGUAGCAUCUUUACUAACUGUUGUAUCGGUUUAAAAAACCAAGUAGUGUCUGUAAGCCCGGUAUGACCAAUCGAUAAAAACCGAUAUCGGAAAACCGUUCGAUAAAUCGAUAUCAAUCGAUAAUUUUUAAUUAAUCGAUAUCGAUUUUAUCGAUCAAUCGAUAGAAAUCGAUACUCACAGUCUUCCGCGUAUUUAACGAUAUCGAUUUUAUCGAGUAAUCGAUGUUAACGGAGUAUCAAAAACCAUACAAAAUAAAACUGCUUCUAUGUGGACAGCGUUUUAAUUUAAUAUAAAACAAUGAACAGAAACAUUAAGCAACCAAGGAUUUAUUUAUUUAUUACAACUACGCAGCUUCGUACUUCGUAGUACAUGUAUUUGUAGGAUGUCAUUACGACAUUUAGCUUGAACAGUUUCUGAGUAAAUACAAAAAGCGGUUAUGUUAUGUUGCGUUUCCCCGUUGAAUCAUGCCAGGGAAUCGUGUUAAUAUUAUUUGAUUAUCAGUAUUCAUUCAAUUAUCGAUUUGUUAAAUAAAUCUUUAAAUUCGUCCUACUUGAUUCAUUGAAUCGUAAGAGUGUUUUUAUGGAAGAUUUGAUACAUUUUAGAAAUUCGAUAAAAUCGAUAACAUUAAUUUAAAAAUCGAUAAUUAUCGAUUACUCA
This is a messenger RNA of Porites lobata, 34656 nucleotides long. Lineage: Eukaryota; Metazoa; Cnidaria; Anthozoa; Scleractinia; Poritidae. The record is from the annotation of a GenBank genome assembly.